Messenger RNA from Purpureocillium takamizusanense, 1804 nucleotides. It is a transcript of the gene ARP4, whose product is annotated as NuA4 histone acetyltransferase subunit. Gene Ontology annotation, cellular component: NuA4 histone acetyltransferase complex; SWI/SNF complex. Gene Ontology annotation, biological process: regulation of transcription by RNA polymerase II. Gene Ontology annotation, molecular function: chromatin binding. The transcript is spliced from 2 exons. Lineage: Eukaryota; Fungi; Ascomycota; Sordariomycetes; Hypocreales; Ophiocordycipitaceae. The record is from RefSeq and is a predicted model, not a curated record. The coding region runs from base 211 to 1617 and encodes 468 amino acids.
CACUAGAGCUCUCCUACAGUUGAGCGACCGGACCACCACUACCACUGGUGGACACGCCGCCCUGCGAAUCAUCGACGACCAGGCUGAAUUUUGAUCCUGCAAACGCGCACCCGCUUCGCAGCUCACCACCACCAUCGCCCAUCGCUCACAACCAUCCGUCGCCCUGCCUUGGAAUUGGCCGCGCACAGUGACGGCAAUUGAAGCACAGCCAUGGCCCAGCAGCCCCUGUCCACGUCGGUGCAGCCCACCGACAUCUACGGCGGAGAUGAGGUGUCCGCCCUCGUCCUCGACCCGGGAUACUGCAACACGCGCGCGGGCUACGCCGGCGAGGACGUGCCCAAGUCGAUCCUGCCGUCCUUUUACGGCCACGUCACGAGCGAGCCGCAGCGCGACCUCUUCGGCGACGAGUGCCUCAUCCCCCGCGCCGACUUCGAGGUCCGCAACUACAUGAACAGGGACAGCGUCGUCGAGGACUGGGACACGGCCGGCAAGAUCUGGGAACACAUGCUUAUCAAGCGUCUGCAACCCGAGCGCCCGACUCCGCCGGCUAAGAACGGUCUCAACGACGACGCCAAGGAGCAGGACGGCGAGGGCGACGUGGCCAUGGAGGAGGCCGCCGACAUACAGGAGAAGCCGCUCGAAGAGAACCCGUUGCUCAUGACUGAGGCGCCCUGGAACACGCCAAAGUCGAGAGAAAAGGCCAUUGAGAUCAUCAUGGAGAAUUGGGGCUGCCCGGCCUUCUGGCUGAGUCGCACCCCCGUCCUGGCUGCCUUUGCCGCCGGCAAGGCCACCGCCUUGGUCAUCGAUGUCGGUGGCGCCAACACUUCCGUCACCGCUAUUCACGAUGGCAUGGUUCUUAAGCGAUCUAUCCAGCGGUCGCCCGCCGGCGGUCUGUGGCUGUCGUCGCAGAUCCGCAGCCUGUGGGAGACGUCGGAGCCCAAGGUCAACCUCAUCCCUACAUACAUGGUUGAGAACAAGACUCCAGUCGAUGCCCUCGCCCCUGCGCAGGCACGACUGCGAAAGUUUCCCUUUGAAAUCAGCGACUCGUACCGCGCGUACGAGGAGGAACGCGUCCUGACCGAGUUCAAGGAGUCUGUUGUGGAGGUGUGGCGCGGCCCUGGCCGCUACAGCGCCCCCGGAAACGAAGACUACGUCAAGACGCAGCCCGGUCGCGUGUUCGAGAUGCCCGACGGCUACAACCAGAUGUGGCGCGAGCAGCGGUUCAAGGCCACCGAGGGCAUGUGGGACGAGAGCGCCGGGUACCCCAUUCCCGAGUCGGAGCGUCUCACUAAGGCACAGACGAUCCCCGAACUCAUCCGCGCUGCCCUCAACGCCGUUGACGUCGACCUCCGCGGCAACCUGUUGGCCAACGUGGUCGUCACCGGCAGCACCAGUCUGAUCAACGGCUUCAACGAUCGCCUCAACAACGAGCUCAUGGCCAUGUAUCCCGGCCUCAAGGUCAAGAUUCACGCCGCGGGCCUGACGAGCGAGCGGCGGUUCGGCGCCUGGAUCGGCGGCUCCAUCCUUGCCAGCCUGGGAACCUUUCACCAGAUGUGGAUAUCGCGUAAGGAGUAUGAGGAAAAUGGCCCCGGCGUGGUUGAGAAGCGGUGCAAGUAGACGGCGGUCCAAAUAGGGGGCGGGCGCGAACGGGUUUGGCGUACGGAGUCGGGAAACAAUGCGGUUUUUUUUUUCGCGACGAACAGGACGCUACAAAAGACAGAAUUCAGUGAAUGGGUUAUAGUGUAUGAGUUAUCGACUCAAUUGCAUUACAUUCAUCGGCAUGCAAGGCUCGCUUCAAUGACGU